AUGUCAUCAAAAUUACUCUUCGGAAUAGUAUUUACUAGUGUCACAUUUCUGACAUUGGUCUCAGUAUUUGCCAUAGUCAUUGUACUUAAUGAUAUCCGUGUAUUGUACAAUGAUAUUUUAGUAGGAAUGGAUGAUUUUAAGCCUGGUCCACCUGGAUCAGCAGGUAUAAGUGAAACGUACUGCCCAUGCCCAGCUCGUCAAAAUCGCUUUCGUGGAGCAUUUUUUGCACCAGAAACACCUGUACAGCACCAGGUGCAACCUUCAUUGCUGUACUCACCAUCUAUGGGAUAUAAUGACAAACGAUACGAAUACAUGCAAAAGCAUUAUGGACAUGCAUGA
Molecule: messenger RNA, 339 nt
Organism: Thelazia callipaeda (thelaziosis nematode)
Lineage: Eukaryota; Metazoa; Nematoda; Chromadorea; Rhabditida; Thelaziidae
Source: the annotation of a GenBank genome assembly